AUGGGGAGCGGCGACAGCCACCUGCUGAGCGCGCUGCGCCACCACCUCCACGGCGGGGGGAGCAGGAGGGAGAGCCAGACCCAGGCGGCGCAUCAUGUUCCUAGGGGUUGCGUGGUGGUGAUGGUGGGGAAGGAAGGGGAGGAGGAACUGGAGCGCUUCGUGGUGCCGCUGUCCUACUUGGGCCACCCGCUGUUCGCGCCGCUGCUCCGGGAGGCGGCGGAGGAGUACGGUUUCCGCCACCGCGGCGCCGUCGCCAUCCCCUGCUCCCCCGCCGAGUUCCGCUCCGUCCUGGAACUCAUCGACCGCGAACAGCUCCUCCUCUCCCAUCCCCACGGCGGCGCAACCGGCCACCACCAUCUCCACGGUCCCCACCACCUGGUGAGCUGCUUCCGGGCAUGA
Spirodela intermedia is the source of this 399-nucleotide messenger RNA. Lineage: Eukaryota; Viridiplantae; Streptophyta; Magnoliopsida; Alismatales; Araceae. The record is from the annotation of a GenBank genome assembly.